AAAAACCCUGCUCAUAAACCCUAAGGAACACUUUGAAAGCGAGAGGCAGAACAGAAUAGGCUUCAAAAUCACGAGCAAGAAUAGGAAGAAGAAGAAGCUCUGUUCUGUUAAUAUUUUGGAGAAUGAAGCUCAAGGUAGACGACCGCAUCAGAACCCUAAUCGAGAAUGGCGUCAAGACCAGACACCGCAGCAUGUUCGUCGUCGUCGGCGACAAGUACCUUGACACGGUUAAGAAUCUUCACUACAUACUGACUAAGGCAGCUGUAAAGUCGAGGCCUUCUGUGUUGUGGUGUUACAAGAACAAGCUUGAGAUCAGCAGUCACAAGAAAAAACGUGCAAAGCAGCUAAAACGGCUAAUGCAGAGUGGGUUGCAGGAUGCUGAGAAGGCAGAUUCUCUUUCCCUUUUUCUUGAAACUGCAGGAUUGACAUAUUGUCUGUACAAGGAUUCAGAAAAAAUUCUGGGUAACACUUUUGGGAUGUGUGUACUCCAGGAUUUUGAGGCUUUGACACCUAAUCUACUUGCAAGAUCAAUAGAGACAGUGGAGGGUGGUGGAUUAGUUAUAUUAUUACUUCAUUCGUUAGCAUCACUUACCAGCCUCUUUACCAUGGUUAUGGAUGUUCAUGAGAGGUAUCGAACUGAAUCCCAUACUGAGGCCACUGGACGAUUUAAUGAGCGGUUCUUAUUAUCAAUUGCAUCAUGCAAAGCAUGUGUGGCCAUGGAUGAUGAGUUUAAUAUCUUACCAAUUUCCUCUCAUAUAAAGUCAAUCACCCCAGUUCCUGUUAAGGAGGACUCAGAAGGUCUAUCAGAGGCAGAAAAGGAUUUGAAAGAUUUAAAGGAGCAACUUAUUGAUGAUUUUCCCGUUGGUCCUUUGAUCAAGAAGUGCUGUACAUUAGACCAGGGAAAAGCUGUCAUUACAUUUCUCGAUUCAAUUUUAGACAAGACACUUCGAAGCACCAUUGCUUUGCUAGCUGCUCGAGGUCGUGGAAAAUCAGCUGCUCUGGGCUUGGCCAUUGCUGGAGCUAUUGCCGCAGGGUACUCAAAUAUCUUUGUUACUGCACCAAGCCCUGAGAAUUUAAGAACUUUGUUCGACUUUGUUUGCAAAGGUUUUGAGGCACUUGACUACAAGGAACAUAUAGAUUUUGAUGUGGUGAAAAGCACCAACAUUGAGUUUAAGAAAGCAACUGUACGGAUCAACAUUUACAAGCAGCAUAGGCAAACAAUUCAGUAUAUACAACCUCAUGAACAUGAAAAACUCUCCCAAGUGGAGUUAUUGGUCAUCGACGAGGCAGCAGCUAUUCCAUUGCCUGUAGUAAAGUCACUUCUGGGUCCUUAUCUGGUCUUCCUUUCAUCUACUGUAAAUGGCUAUGAGGGUACUGGCCGAUCUUUGUCCCUAAAACUUAUUCAGCAAUUGGAACAGCAAAGCCAGACAUCAGCUCAGGGUGUAGAGGGUGCUCUUUCUGGCCGUCUUUUCAAAAAGAUAGAGUUGAGCGAAUCGAUCAGAUACGCAUCUGGGGACCCAAUAGAAUCAUGGCUUCAUGGUUUACUUUGCUUGGAUGCUACAAAUUCUGUUCCUAAACUUAGUGGGUUACCUCAUCCAAGUAAGUGUGAGCUCUAUUAUGUUAACCGUGAUACACUUUUUUCUUUCCAUAAAGAGAGCGAGUUAUUCUUGCAGCGGAUGAUGGCCUUGUAUGUUUCCUCGCACUACAAAAACUCUCCAAAUGACUUGCAGCUUAUGGCAGAUGCUCCAGCUCACCACUUGUUUGUAUUGCUUGGCCCUGUUGAUGAGUCGAAAAAUCAACUUCCUGAUAUAUUGUGCGUCAUUCAGGUCUGUCUUGAGGGGCAGAUUUCCCGUGCGUCCGCUUUGAGAAGCUUAAGUACUGGUCGUCAACCUGCAGGAGACCAGAUACCAUGGAAAUUUAACGAACAAUUCCAAGACACUGUUUUUCCAACUCUUUCAGGUGCCCGGAUUGUCCGGAUUGCUACCCAUCCAAGUGCAAUAAAGCUAGGAUAUGGUUCACAAGCAGUUGAACUUUUGACAAGGUAUUAUGAAGGACAGUUUGCACCUAUUUCUGAAACAGAUUCUGAAAAUGCCGUGGAGAACACACCUGUCAGAGUCAUAGAAGCUGCAAAACAGGUUUCAUUGCUAGAAGAAAACAUAAAACCAAAGAAAGGCCUUCCUCAUUUGCUAGUUCAUCUUCGUGAAAGAAAACCAGAGAAGCUUCACUAUAUUGGUGUCUCCUUUGGACUUACAUUGGAGCUUUUUCGCUUUUGGAGAAAACAUAAGUUUGUUCCGUUUUUUAUUGGCCACAGCCCAAGUACUGUGACUGGUGAGCAUUCGUGUAUGGUCUUGAAACCUUUGAACAACGAUGAUAUUGAAGAUAAGGGAUCGGAUGAAUUUGGCUUUCUUGGACCAUUUUACCAAGAUUUCAGGCUAAGAUUUAGUAGAUUAUUGAGUCAGACUUUUCGUUCAAUGGAGUACAAGCUUGCUAUGAGCAUUUUGGAACCAAAAAUGAAAUUCAUGGAGCCAGAUUCAGGGACGUCUACCUUAGACGGGUUUGUAACCUCGAUUAAAGAAGUGUUAUCACCUUAUGAUCUGAAGCGGUUGGAUGCUUAUACCAGCAAUCUUGCUGACUAUCACAUGAUUUUGGAUCUAGUUCCAAAGCUCACUCACCUGUAUUUCUGUGAGAAACUUCCUGUUUCAUUAUCAGCUGCCCAGGCUUCUAUUUUGUUAUGCAUAGGUUUGCAGAAUCAAGACGUCUCCUAUAUUGAGAGAGAGAUGGGGCUGGAGAGGCAACAAAUAUUGUCACAAUUUAUAAAAGCUAUGAAAAAGUUCCACAAAUAUCUCGACAGAAUUGCAUCGAAAGAGAUUGAAUCAAGCUUGCCUCGGCUAAGUGAAAUUGCAAUAGAGCCAACCAAGGUUUCUAUGGAGCAGGAUCUUGAAAAAGCUGCUAGGCAGGCUGAGGCGGAUAUGAAAUCUGAUUUGAAAGGAGUAAUGGAUCCCGAGUUGCUUGAACAAUACGCUAAUGGUGGUAAGAAGUCCAGCAAAAGUAAGACGGACAAUGAGAGUGGGAGGAAACGAGGUAAAGGUUAUCAAGGAUCCAGAUCGAACAAGAAAAAGAAAUUCCAACAUUAACGGCAAGAGAAUACUCUGCAGAAAAUGCCAUGGAGAUGGCUGAAGAAAGAGUCGUUUCAAAACUCAUUCACUUGAAAGGUAUCAUCACAUAAUACGUGAUUUGGAUCAGCAAAUAUGAAUGAAUUAUCCACAAAAUUUUGACCGGAGAAAGUUGCUUGCUCUACUUUUCUUGUUUAUGUUAUUUAUUCAUUACCAUUUUUCACUGUAUCUGUUGUAGCCUAACUUCUGAAUAAUUAUAAAACAUUUUCUUUUCCAUGUUUUAAA
Messenger RNA from Cannabis sativa, 3398 nucleotides. RefSeq names its product RNA cytidine acetyltransferase 1. Gene Ontology annotation, biological process: rRNA acetylation involved in maturation of SSU-rRNA. The transcript has 26 exons. Gene Ontology annotation, molecular function: ATP binding; 18S rRNA cytidine N-acetyltransferase activity; tRNA binding. The record is from RefSeq and is a predicted model, not a curated record. The coding region runs from base 123 to 3134 and encodes 1003 amino acids. Lineage: Eukaryota; Viridiplantae; Streptophyta; Magnoliopsida; Rosales; Cannabaceae. Gene Ontology annotation, cellular component: nucleolus; 90S preribosome.